Molecule: messenger RNA, 1638 nt
Organism: Clonostachys rhizophaga
Lineage: Eukaryota; Fungi; Ascomycota; Sordariomycetes; Hypocreales; Bionectriaceae
Source: the annotation of a GenBank genome assembly
AUGAGCGACCAGGCCAGUGAUCGUCCCAAGGUCCAGUUAUCACAGGGCCUUGUUGUCGGUCUCACCUUGAAAGAAGGCCUGCCUCGCGCAGUUGAUGCAUUCCGUGGCGUCCCAUAUUGUCUUCCUCCGACCGGCGACAGGCGCUUCCGAGCCGCAGCAAAGGUGCCAGACUCUCCAGAUUCAGUAAUAGAUGCUUCAGCGUAUGGCCCAGCAGCCCCCGGGAAGCCUCUGUUAGCAGGGGGCCCCAAGCUCAAGUAUAGCGAAGACUGCCUCACUGCCAAUGUAUUCCGUCACCAGGGGGUGAAGGAGGGUGCUCUACUUCCUGUAGCGCUCUACAUUCACGGCGGAGCGUUCAAUCGAGGCACAGCAAGCAUGCACAAUACUGCAUCUAUGGUUGCUAACUCCGAAGAGCCUUUCAUCGCCGUUUCGUUCAACUACCGCAUUGGCGCCUUGGGAUUCCUGCCCUCGACCGUCGCUGCGAAGGAGGGGGUUCUCAAUCUCGGUUUGAAGGAUCAAAUUGUGAUGAUGGAGUGGGUGAGAGACAACAUCAAAAGUUUCGGCGGCGACCCAAAUAUUGUCACUCUCAUUGGCCUUUCGGCUGGUGCGCACUCAAUUGGACAUCACCUCAUGAACUUCAAAGAAGGAGAGGCGCCUCUUUACCACCGCGUCGUCAUCGAAUCCGGCGCACCGACUUCGAGGGCCGUACGUCCAUAUGACGCCCCAAUUCACGCUCAGCAAUUCCAAGAUUUCCUCCAAGAAUUAGGAUGCCCCAAGGAAACACCAGAGGAUAAAGUUCUCACAUUCUUAAGAAGUGUGUCAUACGAUGCCAUUACCGCCGCCCAAACAAAGGUUUUCGACGCGUACAACCCGUCUCUCCGAUGGGCAUGGCAACCUGUCAUUGAUGGAGACACAAUUCCUCGACCACCCUUGGAAACAUGGAAGUCAGGGGAGUGGCACAAGGUCCCGAUCAUGACAGGAUUCUGCCGAAAUGAAGGCUCUUUGUAUGUGGACAAGCAGAUGUCCGAGCCAUCGCAGUUCACAUCAUUCUUCGCUGAGCUUCUGCCUCUUCUGAACGAAUCCGAAAUCAAAAUCCUUGAAGAUCUUUAUCCAGACCCUUCCAAGGAUCCGAAUUCAUACUACAAGGAAACAAGAGAAGGAGUAGGAGCUCAGUACAAGCGAGUUGAGGCUGCGUAUGCCAACUACGCAUACGUAGCGCCAGUUCGACAGACUGCAGAAUUUGCAUCUGCCGCGAGUGAUGCUCCAGUAUAUUUAUACCAAUGGGCAUUGGAGUCUGGCGUCAUUGACGGUGCUCGCCAUGGAGACAACAUGAAAUAUGAGACUGUCGACCCCAGCGUAGCAGAUCGAUCCGAGUCACUGAAGCUCACCGCCCAAACGACCAAUGACUACAUUGUAAGUUUUGUCAUUAUGGGAGAUCCAAAUGCCGUCAAGGGAGGAAACCCAAACCGGCCAAUUUGGGAAAGAUAUCGGCCGGAUGCACCCAAAGCCAUCGCGUUUGGUGCUGAGAACAAGGAGCUUGUUGGCGGUUCUUCUGGUCCCCCAGCUGCUCUGUUAGAUGAUACUUGGAUGAAAGAAGAAUCAGUGUUCUGGUGGAGCAAGGUUGAGCUAUCACAACAAUAG